This is a messenger RNA of Prinia subflava (tawny-flanked prinia), 8237 nucleotides long. RefSeq names its product cleavage and polyadenylation specificity factor subunit 6-like. Gene Ontology annotation, biological process: regulation of DNA-templated transcription. Gene Ontology annotation, molecular function: sequence-specific DNA binding; DNA-binding transcription factor activity. The record is from RefSeq and is a predicted model, not a curated record. Bases 5848 to 7143 code for a protein of 431 amino acids. NCBI's taxonomy places the organism in Eukaryota, Metazoa, Chordata, Aves, Passeriformes, Cisticolidae. The transcript has 7 exons.
UUACAGAAGACCUCGCCCCUGAGAAGUCACAGCUGUGUUUUGAGAGAGAGAAAAGGAUGGGUUCACUAGUGAGGAGAAGAGCCUGAGGAAGACAGAACUGUCCAAGUACUGAAGGAAUGAUUUGGAAAGACUAGAGGACUGACCAAAUCAGUCAAGGAGAGAGAGGGAGAGACUUGCUGCUGUGAGGAAUCUGCUGUGUGCUCAGUCUGGGGCUGCAGCUGGACCUUGCAGUUGGAGCCUGCAGUCAGAGGUGAGCUAGGUGAAAGCCUUCUGCCAGAGGCUGCAAGGAAACACUUGUAGUCAUAUUCUAGCAGGAAAUACCCAGCAGUCAGAGUCUGCAAAGACACCUACAGUGGGAGUUUACUGCAGUAAAAGCCAGUGAGUGAGUAGUUAGAGUGAGGAUGGCUGAGUUAUUAGGAAGAAUAACGCAGGAUCUUUGCAUAUGAUUGGAUAAGAGUCUGUGUCCUGAUCCAUUUCUAUCUCAAAUGCGAGGUUUGCUGGGACAAUUUUGAUUGCAUAGUGUGAAUUGACUGAUUUCAUCAUAGGCAUUAUUCAGAAGUUAAUAUUCUUGUACUUGUAGCUGGGUUUUCCUAUGCUCUACCAUUUCUUUGUGUCAUUAUCUACAAGACACGUGUUGUUUCAGGAUCUUUCUUCUUUUAUUCUCUAGUUGCUUAUGCAUCUCUUAGGCCAGACUGGCUCUGACUGGGCCCUCUGUUGGCUCUGUGGUUUGACCCAGCGCUGUCUCAUGAUUUUAAAGUAUUUUUCAGAGUUGCAAGAAACAAUAUCUGAGCUUCGUCCAAAGCCUCCUCUGCACUGAUGGUAUUGUGACCUUUACUCUUGCUAAUCAGAUGCAUUCCCAGUGAUUAUUACAGAAGCACUCCAACAGUUUGCUGUGUUUAAAGCAUCUCUAUCCUGAGAAAUUUUGGAGGGAACAGCUAUUGGGUGAUCAGUCUUUAACCCCAAGACCUUUAUUCAUAACUGCUAUUCUUAAGAGCCUUGUUUUAAAACAUGCUUAGGGAAUUCUCUCCCAGGUAAAGCUUGGGUGGUAGCCAGGCCUUAGCUUUACCAGGAUGGGGAUUUGCCAACAAGCCCAGAUGUUUUCUGCAUCAAAACUACAUUUGAAUCCCUUUGACCUGGCAAUUGGACCUUCUAUACAUGACAGCUGGACCUAUUUUUAAGAUGAGCUUGGGAAUUAUUCUCUGGAAAUAAUUAUCCAAGUCCUUACUUGUCAGAGUCCAGGGCAUCUCUCUGAUCGCCCUGAAGGAUCUGGGACCUGAGCAGGAGGUUUGGAACCUGUACAGAGGGGUUUGGAGUCUGUACAGGAGGGCUGGAAACCUUGGCAAAGAGUCCAGGACGAAUUACAAGUCUCAAGAGUGUGAAAUGAGUAGCAGAUAGUUUAUUAAAGGGUGAAAAAGUAGAAUUUGAGGUUUCUUAGAAUGGAGACUGAAGAGCCAUGAUGGAGGAAUCAGGGCAUGGACCUGUUCUUCUUCCUUCUUGUUCUUGCCCUCCAUCUUCUGCAGUGCUGGGUCACAGGGAUUGGUUUAGAGUAGAGGUGACAUGCUUAGCAUAAGUGAUAGGUAUCAGUAAUUAAUUGUAAAUAAAGAAUAUGUUGUGGACAAUGGUUGGGCUGGAGGAAUGGUACAAAAGGGCUGAGACCUCCCGACCUGGGGGGAGUCGCCUCGUGUUCUCUGCUGCAGCAGGAACCUUGGCAGAGUGCAGAAAGAACUAGGAGAUAAAAAAGAAUAAACAACCUUGGAAAAACUGAACUGGCGAUUCCUGACUCUUCUUCUGCUUCUGGCACGAGGUGUUUCAGAGGGCAAAAGACACUUUAUCACCGAAUCUCGGGGACGAGAAUCCGAGGCUCACUGAAUCAAAGUUUGUCAGCUGUUUGCCAACUCUGGGGUGAUGGGGUGACACUGAGAUUUUGGCGCUUCUUCAUUGAAGACCAAAAGCUGGGUAGUUCUAAAAGUAAAGUCCUUUAUUGCAUGGCUAAACCAGUCUCAUGAAGGCAAAGGUGUUACAGUUUGUGCCAGUAUGCAGAAAGCCUUCUGGCAGAAAGUCCCCGUGUCCCAAGCACAAGUGGCAGCAUCUUAGCAGCAGCAGUGACUGCACCUGUAAUCUGCUUUCCAUGAGCGUGCCAGCAUUCUUAAAGCAGUGCAUUUUAUUCUAUUUUGAACCAAGUGGAUAGAAACAUGAGUCUGCUAUUGCCUUGCUGGACCUAUCCUAAGCUAAGAUUGAUGUACAAAAGUAAUCGUAAUUUCUUACACUAAUUCCACAUAUAUAACUGUCUUGUUCUAUCUAGGAAUGUUAGGAAGGCUACUUUGAUUUCAUUAUCUCUAGAGUUUAGUUAACUUUGGAAUAUGUAAAGCUACUAAACUUUCAACUAGGUUUUAGGUCCUUUUCUUACGAACUAAUUCAGCCUCUUAUUUGCUUAAGGCACUUCAAAAUUCCCUACGUAUUUAAAACUAAACUUGCAUUUCUACCUCAUGUCUGUGUGGCUUGAUGUCUUUUAGUUUCUCUGAAGGUUGUAAUUCAGCCCUCACAUCUUUGAGCACCCCCUGCUCUGUGUGGAUGGGGCCCAGGGGGAUUUUGCAUCCUGACAAUGGUGCACUAUUUUAGAGAUUGCUAAUUACUCCAAUUCACACCUGUUAUUACUUAUAUCUAUUAUCUGAAAUAUUCCUGAUUGUUGGAUCUGUAUUAUUCUCGAUUGCAGUAAACUUCUGCUUUCACUGUAUCUAUUGUUUUAUUCUGAUGUUCCCUUCAUGUUCAUACCAAGAGUCAUGCACCUUCUUUUUGAAACAAAAAGAAGGGGGAAUUACCUCAUAAAAAAUGUCUCAACAAUGCAGUAUUUAUACUUUUUUUUUUCCAGAUUUGUAGGUGAAGAUCCUCAGUUGAAUGUGUAAUGGCAAGGACUAACUCAUUCCCUAGCUGAAGGAGAAGAGAGUGCGUGUGUUUUUAUCAUCAGCAGGUUCAAAGCAGUCACCUGUUCAUUUGAUAAGACAUCAAUUGCCUCUGAGAAAAUGAGGCCCAGUGAGAAGGGAAAUGACUUAAUCACCACACAGCCUUCGUAACCAGAACAGGAGCUAAAGUGGGAUGCCAGAGCAUGGCUGUGUCUGGAGACUUGCAGAGGCAACCUGCCAACAGAGGCCUCAUGUCAUUAUCAUGGUAUUGUGUUCCUACUCAUCUUCUUCAGCUAUGCCCUGUUCCAGGCUCCCAAAAAGGACAUUCAGUGAAGUCAAGGUCAUCGCUUCCAGCUGAUGCAUUUCACCUGACCUAAAUGCCACAAUUCCUCAGUCUCAGCUAUAUGGACUUUAGAACAAUGGUCAAUUAUUUCUAUUUCCUUAAGAGACCCUGGACAUUCUCUUUUACUUUCCUAUGUAGCGAAACCUUGUGUCAAUGCCAGGACUGGAUUUCCUAAGUUUGGUGUGACACCGAGGCCAGAGAAUCCCAGGCAGCUCCCACCCCAGCCACGUGCCAAGAGUGGCUGCCCCGAACUGCUGGCAGUGCGAGUGGCAGUGCAGAGCAAAGCUGCUCUCUGCAGCUCCUGUGUAUCGUCAGCAUCUAGGCUCAAAGCAAGAGUCAGAGAAGGCUCUCUGAGAGAUCUUUACUCUCCAAAGGAUGGUGCAAGAGAGAGAGAGAGAACUGGGUCCCGCGCUUAACUUUUAACCCGGGGGCAGAGGGCUGGGGCAGGUACGUGAAUGGCUCCAGGCUGAGACAGGGCAGGGUCAGGAGAAGGGCACAAAGGGACAGGCGAGGGGAAAACCUGGGGUAAAACCAAAAUAAACCAAACACUGCAGGGAUAACCAGAACAAACCAUUGAGAGGACAACUUAGCAAAAACUUACCAAAAACCCACCACCACAUUGGUGGAUUAUAAUUCGUCUUUUUAUGUUUCUUAUCCCAUUCCAAAUAGAUAACCGGUAAUAGACAUAAAGGGAUGCAAAUUGUUUUCACAUUAGAACAUUUGAGCCUUUUUUAAAAUACUGAAACAGCAGAGAUGUUGCAGAAAGGUAAAAGACGUUAUAAAGGAAAGGUCUUAUGAAAUAUAGAUUAGGCCUCGCUACUUUAGCUAAGCAGCUAGCAAUAGCUUGCAAGUUCCAAGUUGAAAACUAUUUUGAGAAUGAGAAGUUUGUUAACACAACAACCUAUUCUUGGGGGAAAAAAAAGUGCACCUGCCUAAAUAUUAGAUCUGUUCCAUGAGAACCCAUAAAGGAAAAAUGUAAACAACCUCAACCUUGGCAUGUACACACAAAUGACCUUCUGACCAAUAAAUGAAGUAGUAAGAAAACUACCAGCCAGUGGCUGUUGCGCACAAGGUCUGUGAAAACUGCAUAAAAUACAGCCAGUCCAUUUCCAGGAAAACACCCCUGACUGCCAUCUCUGCAAAUACAAUUCCCACUUUCCAAUUCCUUUUUCUGCAGCCAGGUGAGAAAAGUAGUCACUCCUGAUCCGGACACCUCCAGAAACCAACUGCAAACAGCAGUCACAACCCUGAAAUAUCAACUUCCUUACUUCACCUGCCCACUGGGAGCUCCCACAGAGAGACCUUUUGUCCAAGGAUACCCACUGAAGAGCUCGAGGAGGGAGCAGUUUGAAACACAGCUCCUCCAGAGUUUAAACCUCCCUUUAUCAAAUGAGCACACACCAACCUGUGCCAAAGGGAAAGCAGGCAGGAAAGAGAAGCUCCUCUCCCACAACACUCAGCUCUGUGCUCCCUUCUUUUCUAGCUGGAGAGCAAAGGCCAUGGGCUGGUCCUCAGUUUGGGAAGGAUCCCUGGGAAAUGGCCUGAUCUGGGAGCCCAGCAGAGGGAAGUUUCCCAAGAGGUAGGAAAAGAUUCUCGGGAAGCAAUAGAUUAUGACAAUACUUCUGCAGAAAAAAAGAACGAAGAAAUAAAAAGAAAAAAAUAAUUGAAGCAUUUGAAAAAGUUCCGAGACAGAAAUUUCUGGCCCAACACGACAACUUCAAAGUCUCUGUGGUGUGUCAAGAAACUGAGGAAUGAACCUGCAAGGCUUGGAUACACUACAUUUGUGUCUGUCCUGCAAAGCACAGUCAGCUCCCCAACAAGACUUUGAGGACAAACCUUUUCCCUUCACCUCUCCACACCAGCUCUAGGCAGUCUCUGUCCACUGCAAGAUCUCCUUUGUCAGUCUGCAUUGACAAGAGUUGGCUGCAGGAGGAAUUUGCAUUGGAACUCCCACCAGAUGCAGGGGAAAAAAGAAGCAAUUCCUGAGGAAAGGAAAAGGCAGCACCACUUGGGAAGACACCAGCAUGAGUUCCCUACAGCUGUAGGCCUUGAAUCCCUUGCACAAAGUACAUCCAUCCGUGGGGCAGCACUAUCAUUUUGAUGACAGUGGUGACAAAAUUGCUGCCCCUUCCUGCUGCUGUUGCUGACUCCAAAUCAUGAGAAAUGUGCCAACUCUGCCAACGACAGGCAGAGAUUGUGAGAAAAAACCAGCUAGUCCGCUGAGAAGGAGGCCAAAAGAAUGCUUUCUAAUCUCCCCUUUCCAUCCUCUCCCCAGCCACGACAGAGGAAUGUCCUUUUCCUCUGUCACCCACAGUGACCCAGGCCCAGGCUGCAGCGUGGGGGCAGAGUCCGCCACAGCUCGCAGAGCCCGCCCUCCCCAGGGGCUUCCCUUGCCGUGCCGUGCCGUGCGGGGCCAGCCCCGGGAGCCCCCGGCCCCGCACGGAGCCCGCAGCCCCGGCUCCGCGGCGCUCGUCCCCGCCGGGUCCGGCCCGCGCCGGGGCCGCGCUGGGCGCGCGCGGGGCCGAGCGCAGCGCCCCCCGCAGGCCGCGCGCCGCCGGCGCAGCUGCGGCCGUUGCGCCCCGGGCGUUGCGGCGACAGUCGGCGAUGGAAGCCACGGCGGAGCUGCCGCUGCCCGCCGGGCUCCGCGCCCGCACCUUCCCCGCCAAGCUGUGGCGCCUGCUGAACAGCCCCCGCGUCCGCUCCCUGCGCUGGGACAGCCGCGCCCGGGGGCUGCUCGUACACCGCUCCCUCUUCGAGCGGGAGCUGCUCAGCCCGGGCGGCGCCCAGGGGCCGGCCCCGGGCACCUUCAGGGCCACGCAGUUCCGCAGCUUCGUGCGCCAGCUCUACCGCUACGGCUUCCACAAGGUGCCGGGCCGAACUGGCGUGGCUGCGGCGGGCGAUGCCGGGGCCUGGCUGCACUACAGCAACCCCUGGUUUCGCCGCGACCGCCCCGACCUCCUGCUCCGCAUCAGGCGCCGGACCGCGGCCAACAGGCAGCGGCGGGCGGCGGGGCGGGAGGGGCGCUGCCCCCGGCCCUGCGGCUCCCGGCAGCUCCCCAGGGCGCGGCCGCUGCUGCCGGGCGGGCGGGACGGGCACAGCCGCUUCACGGCGCUGCCCGGGGAGCGGCCGCCGCUGCCGCCCGGGCGCCCGCCCAGCGCCUUCCUCCCACUGCACAGGGAGCGGGGCCCGGACGGGCGGGAGCUGCGCUGCCCCCGGCCCGGCCGCUUCCAGCAGCUGCCCCGGGAGCGGCCGCCGCUCGCCCGGCGCCCGCCCUGCGGCUUCCACUUGCUGCACAGGGCCCGGCCGGGGCCGGCCCGGCGGGAGGGGCCGAGCCGCUUCCAGGAGCUCUACGGGGUGCAGCCGCCUCCGCUGGACCGGGAGGUGCUCAGGGUCCAGCCCUGCAGCUUCCCGCAGCUCCAAGGGGAGCAGCAGCCCCCAGCCUGCAGGCCACCAGCUGCUCCGGGCACUUCAGCCCCCAGUGCUCCAGCUGGCAGUGCUGGCUGUGCAGCAUCACCGGCCUCCAGCUCAGUGCAGAGUGCACCUGUGAAAGAGGAGUCACCACCGCUGGAUCUGGGCCUUGAAGUGGAGAAAAUGAUCCGGGAGAUCAGGAGCUCCCUGUCUGAAAAGUCUCCAGCAUCAUCGGCCUCCAGCUCAGCGCAGAGUGCACCUGCAGAAGAGGAGUCGCCACCGCUGGAUCUGGGCCUUGAGGUGGAGAAAAUGAUCCGGGAGAUCAGGAGCUCCCUACCUGAGAGGUCUCCCUCUGCUCAGGGGAAUCUUAAUGUUGCCCCUGAGCCUUCAGGAGAGGACACUUUGAACAGGGCUGCAGCAGAGGAAGCUUCAUCUGGCACCGAGAGCUGCAGGAACAGUUCCCCAGAGCCCGAGGAGCCUGAUCCCGUGUGAUCGACCUCUCCUGGAGGGGUGCCCUGCAUGGCAGGAAGAGACAGAGGGAGAGCCUGUGACUACCAGGCAGCUGGGGCCGGGCCGGGCGGAGCAGCAGUUCCAGCCCCGGGUGUCCCUGGAGCGGUGGGAGCUGCCGGUGGCCCCAGGCAGGGUCCCCUGAGGAGCUGCUGAAGGACGCUGCCCUGCAGAGCCUGAGGACAGGCGGAGACUGGCAGGAGGCAGCAGGGAGAAGCUGCAGGCCGGCAGCAGGAGCAGGGAGCAGGGAGCUGCUGCUGCCAGCCGAGAGGCCGGGAGAGCUGCUCUGCACGGGAGGAAGCAAGGACGGAGGGAAAGGCUUUGAAGAUGGGGCACUGGAAUCCCUCUGCUUCGAGUUCUGUUUAAAGAUCUUUGGACUUGAACAUAGAGAGGGAUAAUGAUAUGGAUAUUUAUAUAUGUGGGUUUUAAUUUGUAUAGUAAUAUUUCUACAUGUUUAUUGUUAUAUUUAUGACUGUAUGCUAUGCAUAUAUGUGUGUAUAUAUGCAUACAUGUUUGUAAUUACAUGUAUUUUUAUAUAUGUGUCUAGGUAUUUGUAUAUAUAAGUAUGAUGUUUUGUGUUUAGUUCUAUUUCCUUUGUAUACAAUUGUGUAGUUAUUUCUAUUGAUGUCGUAGUUAUAUGGCUCUUUCAAUAGCUGUACCGGUAUUUGUAUAAGUAAAUAUCUAAUUAUAUUUAUACAUAUAUUUUGAUCUAUUUGGAUAUAAUUCUAUUUACAUAUAUGGGGAGAUUUGUAUUGAUUGACUUCUUGGUAGAGGGUUAUUUAGAUAGAGAUACUGAUAUUUUUGUAUUCCUAGAUGGGCUUUAAGUUUAGAUAAUAUGUAAUAAAUUAAGUUGUUAAACACCUAACUGAUCUUUGUGUAUAGUGAGGUUUAGAGGUUUUAGAGGUUAGUAAUAAAUUAAGCUUUUGUUAACUGAAAAUGGUCUUUGUAUAUUUUUAUAUAGCAGUGUUGUAAAAAUGUAAUAAAUUCCUUUUUUAACUUAAACUGAGAUCAGCAUAGAUGUAUAUCAUCAGCGUGGGUGUAGCAAUUUGUAAUAAAUUAUAUUUUUCAUGUGAAAUCAA